AUGACUGCUGUGUUAAUCACAGGUGCGACGGAUCUUGGCCGUUACGCGGAAUCCGGCAUCUGCAUCCGCCCUGAAACUCAAAAGCUUUCUUCGAGCAUCAAGCUUGUUGAAGGUGACUUGGAUAACCCGGUCGGUAUCUUUCAGAAAGCACAGAGCCUCACUUCAGCCCGUAUCUGGGGAGUCUACAGUGUGCAGGCAGCCAUUGGCAAUGCCAAAGAAGAAUCACAAGGCAUAGCCCUUGUCGAUGAGGCGAUCAAACAGAAUGUCAAAUUCUUUGUGUAUAGCUCCGUGGACCGUGGUGGCGAGAACCGUUCGUUCAACAACCCAACCAAGAUUCCGCAUUUCAUCAAAAAACACAACAUUGAACACCAUCUCAUUGACAGGGCAAAACACAGUGGGAUGGACUGGACAAUCUUGAGGCCGACGGCGUUCUAUGAGAAUCUUACUCCGGACUUCUUUGGCAAGGUCUUCUCGACAUGUUUCAAGAUGUCCCUGAAAGGGAAGGCUCUUCAGCUUGUUGCUACUAGUGACAUCGGAUACUUUGGGGCUGAUGCUUUCCUCAAUCCCGAGCAGUACAAGGGCAAGGGAAUAUCCCUGGCGGGCGAUGAAUUGACCUUCGACGACAUGAAGCAGAUCUUUGCUCGGAAAACAGGGCAAGAUCUGCCUAUGACCUUCAGACCCAUUUGCUCCUUUUUCAUGCUAUCGGAAUUAGAGCUUUACGGUUUUGAAUAUGGAUAA
Talaromyces atroroseus is the source of this 738-nucleotide messenger RNA. RefSeq lists its product as hypothetical. The coding region runs from base 1 to 738 and encodes 245 amino acids. The transcript is spliced from 3 exons. Lineage: Eukaryota; Fungi; Ascomycota; Eurotiomycetes; Eurotiales; Trichocomaceae. The record is from RefSeq and is a predicted model, not a curated record.